This is a messenger RNA of Cordyceps fumosorosea ARSEF 2679, 612 nucleotides long. RefSeq lists its product as hypothetical. Lineage: Eukaryota; Fungi; Ascomycota; Sordariomycetes; Hypocreales; Cordycipitaceae. The record is from RefSeq and is a predicted model, not a curated record. The transcript has a single exon. The coding region runs from base 1 to 612 and encodes 203 amino acids.
AUGAAUUCCUGGACACAGCCGCCAGCCUAUACCCAACAGCCACAUCAUAAUCCCGAACCCAGCUAUCCCCCAUAUGGAGGCCUGCAGUCUGCUGGGCCGCUGCCACAGGCGACGGCAACCCAUGCGCCUGGGAGUGAUUUAUACACCCCGCAAGCUAUCGAGAAACGCGAGAUGCUCGAGCCCAUGAUCUGCCAGAGCUGCGAUGCCGGUUUAGUCCCCGGGGACAUUGCGUACUGCUGUGACGCCUGCGAGGCUGGAGUGAGCACCUUUUGCGAGUCGUGCCACCGCGUGGGCGGGAAAUGCUACCAUGAGGUUGCACCCGCAAAGUUGGAAGCUGGCGAGAAGCUCAAGAAUGAGGACAAGGACGGCGACUUUGGCUUCGGCCUCAAGUGCGACGGAUGCAGAGCCAAGCUCAAGGACGGCGCGAUCUGCUGGCACUGCAAGCGCUGCUUCGACCCCAACUUCUGCGCAGACUGCUGGAGGCGGCGCGACAAGCGCUGCAAGCACGCAGGCCAAGGCAAAGUCCAGCUGCGCCGGGUCGGCAAGCCUUCGGUGUCGACGGAUGAUAUACUGGACGGUCUCAACGUAGUCGGCAGUAUUCUUGGGGGAUAA